This is a messenger RNA of Periophthalmus magnuspinnatus, 1432 nucleotides long. It is a transcript of the gene irf3, whose product is annotated as interferon regulatory factor 3. Gene Ontology annotation, cellular component: nucleus. Lineage: Eukaryota; Metazoa; Chordata; Actinopteri; Gobiiformes; Gobiidae. Bases 77 to 1432 code for a protein of 451 amino acids. The transcript has 11 exons. The record is from RefSeq and is a predicted model, not a curated record. Gene Ontology annotation, biological process: immune system process; regulation of transcription by RNA polymerase II. Gene Ontology annotation, molecular function: RNA polymerase II cis-regulatory region sequence-specific DNA binding; DNA-binding transcription factor activity, RNA polymerase II-specific; protein binding.
UAUAAAACCACACUAACAUUUCGGGCACAGAUUCACUUUCUGUGAUCAAGAAUACGGCGUAGGCCUGUAUCCAGAGAUGGCUCACUCCAGGCCCCUCCUCAUGCCCUGGCUCAAAGAUCAGAUCAACAGUCAGCAGUAUCCUGGAGUGGCCUGGACCAACCUGGAGCAGACGGAGUUCUCCAUCCCCUGGAAACAUGCUCUGCGGCAGGACUCCUCUGAUACAGACAUACUCAUCUUCAGGGCGUGGGCAGAGGUCAGUGGAAAUGGGCGUGCUCAUGGCGACCCCUCAGUGUGGAAGAGGAAUUUCCGCAGUGCCCUGAGAGCGAAGGGAUUCAAAAUGGUUUCUGACUGCAAGAAUGAUUCUGCUAAUCCUCACAAGAUCUUCAGAUGGCCAGAAAGCACUAGUCCAACAGCAAAUUCUUUGUCUCCUGACCAGAUGUUUGAAGAUUUCCCCCUUCCUACACAAGAAAGCGAGCCAAAUUUGGUGGAAUAUGUCUAUGUCCCCCAGGAUGUGUUUACAGAUGCAGACCAGGCAGGCAGUCGUGACAUCCUGCAGAAGUGUUUGGAGGGGCUGAAUAUUGGUCCUGAACCAGAGGAGCCUCCUCCUGAGCAACAGCGCCUGGUGGAAGCGGAUGUGAUUGGAGCACAUGUGUUGCGUGGGCAACAGCAGUAUCCAGUCGGUGCUGGGGCUGCAGUGCAUGGAGCUGGGUUGCUGGGGCAACCAGCACCGCCAGUGGAGGGGGCUGUGGGCGGGGCAUAUGAUCAGGAGCGGACUGAGCAGUUCCUCCACACCAUCAACCAGAGCAAUGAUGGAAAUCAUUUCAAGACUGGAUUCGGGAUAAAAGUGUAUUAUCGAGGAAAGCUGGUGCUUGAUCAGCAGAUUCAGAAUGAGUCAGGGGUGCGCAUUGUCUACAGACCAAAUCUUGUGGAUUGUGCUGUCGAUGCCAACUCAGGCCUGUCCCUGGUCUCUCUCCCGAACCCUCAGAACAUGACAGACCAAACCCAGGCCAGUCUGACCCAGAAGAUCCUGGACUCUCUGGGUUGGUUAGAUGUGGGCGUGUCUGGUCACGUGGUGUACGGUCAGCGACAUGGGGAAAUCAAGGCUUAUUGGAGCUUCUCAAACUUUGACCAGAGCGGAGAGCCUCAAGAGGUCUCUAAAGAGCCGCAAGCACUGUACAUGUUUAAAGACUUUUUGAAAGGCAUGUUGGAUUUUAUACAUGGCAAAGAAAAGCCCCCUUGCUCAUUGUUCUUUUGUUUGGGGGAGAAGUGGCCAGACCCUGUCAACAAGCCCUGGCAUAAGAAGCUCGUCACAGUGGAGGUGGUGCUGACUUCAAUGGAGAUACUGAAUAAUUUAGCGGUGGAGGGAGGAGCCUCUUCUCUACAGUCAGUCGAGCUACAGAUGUCACUGGAGGAGAUGAUGGAGAUGUCCUGA